CUUCGCUUCGUGCCUCAAGUCAGUACACCCUCAAGGCCUCAUCACUCGGGAUGAAUUCCAAUGUGCCGUCGCAUUCACACCAAGCCCGCCAUGGCAUACAAGAAUGUGACUUCUGUCUGAAAAGCAGGACUGAAGCCGGAAGACUGUUCGCUUGCUCAAGCUGCAAGCUGGCUUUAUACUGCAGCCCUGGAUGUCAGAAGGCCGGCUGGAGCUUUCAUAAACACGUCUGCAGGUCCAUCAAGCAGGAGCGCUCCCAACUGAAAGUGAUGGACCAACUCUUUCUUUCCGAAGCGAGCAAACUACGGGCGCCCCAAGACAUCAAUUACGACGCCCCGACACCAUCUGUCAUCAUGGACCAGUUCUGCGCCUUCGCGGAGAAGUUCAAGCUACCGCUCAUGGAGGCUGGCUACAACGGAAUGAACGUCGCCACGGAUCCGUCCUUCUCGGCACAUGCUGUGCUCUUCGUCAUGCUCGAGCACCACCCCGCGCGCGCACAGUCGUCGCGCGAGUGGGCGCGUUUCAAGGUGCUCUUCGCUAAGCCGAUGACCUUCGACGAGCUGCGCGCCAAGUACGGGAGGAAGAACAUGCAGGAGCUCGUCGAUCGUCUCGUGAGCCUCCGCGGCAUGCAGUCGCGUGCAGCGGACUACAUCGCUUCCGUGAACAUCCUCCUCUCGUGCCCCUGCCACGUCAUAUCGCCGCCUGUCCCGCUGUACUAUCCUGUCCCGAUUGAGGUCACACCGGCGUAUAUGCGCGCCGUCAGCCUCGGUGACACUUGGGAGCAGAGGCUGAAGGAUAUCGUGGAGAAAAUCUCUGGCCGCGCUCGCUAGGGUCGUCAGUCGCGGAAGCCCGUGACUAUAUGCCAGCUCAGGCAUUACUGGCUCUGGUCUGUCACGGUGGACUGACAACCGGGUGUGGGGCGGGUCAGUCACCGUGCAGGGGUUGUAACACUACAAUUCGCGAAUGACGCAGCUCAGUGUAUUGAGAUUUUCAAUGUGUCCGUACACCUGUAUCACUAUUAGUUAGGCUCGACGACCUUCAUGAUACCCCCAUGAAAACCUGUAACCGAUGCGACACCGCUCACGCACGGCGUGUGUCCCUCUAUGUUUUCGCAUCGACUGAGUCAUUUGUAGCUCGAAGUGAACCGAUGUACUGUGUCGUAGCAUAUCUGCCACCAUCAUGCAUAACAACUCUACACGGCAGACAUUC
Fomitopsis serialis is the source of this 1206-nucleotide messenger RNA. RefSeq lists its product as uncharacterized. Lineage: Eukaryota; Fungi; Basidiomycota; Agaricomycetes; Polyporales; Fomitopsidaceae. The coding region runs from base 51 to 827 and encodes 258 amino acids. The transcript has 3 exons. The record is from RefSeq and is a predicted model, not a curated record.